AUGGUGCUCCCGCCGCCGCACAUCGCCGUGGUGGCCUUCCCCUUCAGCUCCCACGCGGUCGUGCUCUUCUCCUUCGCGCGCGCCCUCGCCGCCGCCGCGCCGCCCGGGACGAGCCUCUCGUUCCUCACCACCGCCGACAACGCCGCGCAGCUCGGCAAGGCCGGCGCGCUCCCGGUGAACCUGCGCUUCGUCGAGGUCCCGGACGGGGUGCCCCCGGGCGAGACGAAGUGGCUGCCGCCGCCGCGCCGAAUGGAGCUCUUCAUGGCCGCGGCCGAGGCUGGCGGGGUCAGGGACGGGCUGGAGGCGGCACGCGCCGCCGCGGGCGGCGCCAGGGUGAGCUGCGUCGUCGGGGACGCGUUCGUCUGGAUGGCCGCCGAGGCGGCCGCCGCUGCCGGCGCGCCGUGGGUGGCCGUCUGGACCGCCGCGUCCUGCGCCCUCCUCGCGCACCUCCGGACCGACGCGCUCCGCCAGGACGUCGGCGAUCAGGCCGCGAGCCGAGCCGACGAGCUGCUGACCGCGCACGCCGGCCUCGGCGGCUACCGCGUCCGGGACCUCCCCGACGGCGUCAUCUCCGGCGACUUCAACUACGUCAUCAGCCUCCUGCUCCACCGCCUGGCGCAGCGCGUUCCUAAAGCGGCCACGGCCGUCGCUCUCAACACCUUCCCGGGCCUCGACCCGCCCGAGCUCACCGCCGCCCUCGCCGCCGAGCUCCCAAACUGCCUGCCCCUCGGCCCCUACCACCUCCUCCCCAGCGCCGAGCCCGCAGCAGACACCAACGAAGCGCCGGCCGACCCGCACGGCUGCCUCGCCUGGCUCGACCGCCGGCCCGCGCGGUCCGUCGCGUACGUCAGCUUCGGCACGAUCGCCUCGGCGCGGCCGGAGGAGCUGCAGGAGCUCGCGGCCGGGCUGGAGGCGAGCGGCGCGCCGUUCCUGUGGUCGCUGCGCGAGGAGUCGUGGCCGCUGCUCCCGCCGGGGUUCCUGGAGCGCGCGCCGGGCCUCGUGGUGCCGUGGGCGCCGCAGGUGGGCGUGCUGCGGCACGCCACCGUCGGCGCGUUCGUGACGCACGCCGGGUGGGCGUCGGUGCUGGAGGGCGUGUCCAGCGGCGUGCCCAUGGCGUGCCGCCCCUUCUUCGGCGACCAGGCGAUGAACGCGCGGUCGGUGGCCAGCGUGUGGGGCUUCGGCACGGCGUUCGACGGGCCGAUGACGCGCGGCGGCGUGGCCAACGCGGUGGCGACGCUGCUGCGCGGGGAGGAUGGGGAGCGGAUGAGGGCCAAGGCGCAGGAGCUGCAGGCCAUGGUGGGCAAGGCGUUCCAGCCGGACGGCGGCUGCAGGAAGAACUUCGCCGAGUUCGUCAAGAUAGUUUCUCGGGUGUGA
Molecule: messenger RNA, 1374 nt
Organism: Triticum turgidum subsp. durum (durum wheat)
Lineage: Eukaryota; Viridiplantae; Streptophyta; Magnoliopsida; Poales; Poaceae
Source: the annotation of a GenBank genome assembly